This is a messenger RNA of Tympanuchus pallidicinctus (lesser prairie-chicken), 3766 nucleotides long. It is a transcript of the gene TSKU, whose product is annotated as tsukushi, small leucine rich proteoglycan. The record is from RefSeq and is a predicted model, not a curated record. Lineage: Eukaryota; Metazoa; Chordata; Aves; Galliformes; Phasianidae. Gene Ontology annotation, molecular function: protein binding. The coding region runs from base 234 to 1292 and encodes 352 amino acids. The transcript is spliced from 3 exons.
CGGCGGCGGCGGCAGAGAAGGAGGAGGAGGAGGAGGAGGGAGGAAGGAGCCUCCCGGCCCCCAGGCUGUGCUGCUGCCGGCUCCCCGCCGUGGGAACCGGCGUUGCUUGCCCGUAGGAGUGAGAACCGAUCCCGGUCCCGGAAGAAGCAUCCAGCACUCACCCAGCGCUGCAGUGACAGCAGUGUGUGCCAUCCACCCCAGUGUGAGACGGAGCCAACAGAAGGAGGUCAACGAUGCAGUUCUUAGCCUGGUUCAACUUGCUGCUUCUCCUUCCGUGUUUCAGUGCCACCAAAACCUGCUUCCCUGGCUGCCACUGUGAAGUGGAAAGCUUUGGUCUCUUUGACAGCUUUAGCCUGACCAAGGUGGACUGCAGCGGAAUAGGCUCACACAUUGUUCCUGUCCCAAUCCCUCUGGAUACCUCCUACUUGGAUCUGUCCUCAAACAAACUGGAAACAAUCAAUGAAUCAAUGCUAACUGGCCCUGGAUACACCACCCUGGUGAGCCUCGACCUGAGCUACAAUAAUAUCGCCAAGAUUUCCUCCACAACUUUCUCCAGGCUUCGCUACCUGGAGUCUUUGGAUCUGAGUCAUAACUCUCUGGAAGUCCUUCCAGAGGACUGCUUCUCCAGUUCUCCUUUGGGUGACAUAGAUUUGAGCAAUAACAAGCUUUUGGAUAUAGCGAUGGACGUUUUUGCUUCAAAGGGUCAAGGAAAACCCUUGAAUGUGGAUCUAUCCAAUAACAUGCUCAGCAAAAUUACAAGGAACCAUGAAAAGAGUGUCCCCAACAUCCAGAACUUAAAUCUUUCUGGAAACAGACUAACAACUGUGCCAGACCUCCAAGGCAUUCCUCUUCGAUACUUAAAUCUUGAUGGCAAUCCAUUAGCCAAGACUGAGAAAGGAGACUUCAAGGGGCUGAAAGGUUUGAUUCAUUUAUCCCUGAGCGGCCUCCAUAACUUUAGAGAGUUAUCUCCUUACAGUUUCAAGGAAUUACCAGCCCUCCAAGUUCUGGAUUUAUCCAACAAUCCCAACCUGAGGUCAUUGACUGCUGAAGUUAUCUUUGGCCUGAGCUCUAUACAAGAGCUCAACCUCUCUGGGACCGGCGUGUCCUCCUUGCCAAAGACUGUGCUGAAAUACCUACCUUCCCUCAAAAGCAUCACCCUGAGGAAGAACAUUCAGUGUUUUAAGACCAUCAAAGAAGGACAGUACCACCGACAAAUUGGGCUGACCAAAAAAGAGGUCCUCAGCUGCCACGACAGCCAUGGGGCCGUAGCAGCAGCGCCUUACGUUUUGUGAUGAAAGAGAGAGAUGGGGAAAGUUGGAGUGGAAGAGUGGGGGGGGGCUGUGGGGUUUGCACAGGUGUUGGACUGAGCUGGCUUGCAGUGUGCCUUUUGUAAAGCUGUCAAUAAUUUAUAUAUUUGUAUAUGCCAAUACUUGAUUGAUUGUGGGUUUUAUACACUUGCAAAUCCUCACUUGCAGGCCCCAGAUUCUACCCGGUGUGUUUGGGGCUGCAUAGCUCAAGAACAGUGCUGAUGGACACUGAGGACCAAGCUGAGGCUUGGGGCAGAAGAGCUGCUGUGAUGCAAAACUCCACGCCCCAGACCGGUCUGCAGGUGCAAAGAUACACCUCUCCAAAGUGCAUCCCAAAACCUGCCAACUCCAUAGCUGUUGGCUUCCAAACCCAUUCUUCAUCCCUGUUUUUAAUUAUUAUUCCCCAAGAAGUGCCUUCUGGAUGUUGCCUUCAUUAGCAGCACCCUGUUCCUUGUCAUGCACUUUCAGUCUGAAGAAACAUUUCCAGACAAACCUGAACACAGCAUGCUCCUAAUGUGCUGGUUUUUACAUGAUAUUUGCAUUGAUGUGCAGUGAACACUGAGUAAGUAGAGAGUUUUCCACUCUUUUCUCCCUGUUUUCCCCACCUUGAUUCUUUGUAUGUCAGAUUACUUUAGGUCUAGCCUUGGCAACCUCCCAUCUGUAUGACAUUAGUGAGGCAUUGAUACAUUGCAAAGGAGGAGAAGCAUCUCACCCAGGAACCAGCUUCCAUCAAGCAAAUUGACUGAGAGACCACAUAGCCAAGCUUUAAAUGAGAAAACAAUUCCCUCCUUCCUUUCUGGGUAAACUUGGAAGAAAACAUUGACAGUGGUUUUUAUCUCAAUGACCUCAACCAGCCAAGCAAGCUGUUUCCAGGCUGAUGUUCCCCAGCUGAACUCAACAUCUGCAGCUCAGCUGGGAUUGUGUGAGGCAACUUCCAAAACGUGCCAGGGGAAGAAUUAGCACUGACGCCUGCAACCCUGGAGCAGUCUGCCUAUCAUGAGAAGGAUCUUGAGGUAUAUUUUCAUUCCAGUUCUGUGGCUUUUCUUUCUCUCACGUGGCUACUUGGCUACCAGCUGAGAUCUGAUGAAAAGCUUUGUCCUUGGAGCUUUAUGCAUUUUUCCUCUACUCUGAAAUGCUGGCAAAGCAAAGGGGAGCUUGCCUCAUCCCACUUCUUCUCCAGGUCAGGGGAAAGGGAGCAAAGGCAGCACAGUGCUUUACAUGUAGCCUUCAUCCUGGUCAUAGGAGCUCCGCCAAUGGAGAUAUCCAUCCCAAAUCUGCCACUUUGUCCUGGGGAUGGGAGGGUAUGUUGUAGAUGGUGAUCCUGCACGGAUCUUCACACCCAGCCUUGUGUCAGGGUAACCUUAAAGUUUCUGAAAAAGGUUGAGGGAAUCAUAGAAUCACAGAAAAUCCUGAGUUGGAAGGGACCUAUAAGGAUCAUCAAGUCUGACUCCUGGCCUCACACAGUGUCACCCAAAAAGAAGACCAUACAACUGAGAGUGUUGUUCAUACACUUCUUGAACUAUGGCAAGCUUGGUGCUGUGACCACUUCCCUGGGGAAGCCUUCUGCAGUCCCCAACCAACCUCUCAGCCUUUUCCUGAUAUCCAACCUGAACCUCCCCCAAAAGGAGGAAGUCCAUGCAAAGAUGAUGGAGACCCAGUCCACAGCCCUCCUUGGGAGUGUUGGGAGGAGCUCAGACUUCAUCUUCACACCCCCAAAGGCCUCCACAAAUGGAAAGCACAUUGCCCAAAGCAUUUCUUUCCAGCGAUGGUAGAAACCUGCUGAGCCUGUAAAAGCCAGCCACUGCAAGGGGGCUCACCCCAGAUUCAACGUCUUACUUUGGAUAUUUCAAUCCCUCUCACAUGCUUACACCCAUCUCCUUUUUGAUGGUUUGAUGGCAGACCAUAAGGUAGGAUUUUAACCCUUUUCAUCAGUGUUGGGGGCUUUGCCCCUCUGUUGAGUCUUCGAAAGGUUCGACCUGCCUUCACAUUCAUGAGAAACACAGUAGUUUUCUUAAAAAGGCAAUGGGAAUGCCUGCAGGCAGACAGAGAUCUGGAAGAGAGCAGCAGCCAGGUGCAGUUUGGAAGAAAAGAGGUGGUUUUUAGUAGAUGUUGCCUUUUUAAGAGAAUUUUCUGCUGGCAGAAAAAAAAAGAAAUGUAAUCUAAAAAAAAAAUUGUUUAAUGUUGUAAGUCUGUACGUAGAUGCAAGGUUACGGCGAUCGUAUACUGUUAGAUUCUCCGGCUUUGCACCACUGUGGUAAAUUUAAAACCCAAUGUGACAAUCCAGUUGAAGACUGCAAUAUUUCCUGGUGUAAUCUCACGCUAGCUGCUAGCUGAACAAGUCUUAGCAAAGGCUGGCAAAUACCAUCGCUGUAUUAGUUUGUUUUUUUACAGAACCUCGGCAACAUUGUAAGGCUUUGUGAUUACUCACAAUAUAAUAAAGUGAUUUGGAGGUGAACAAA